Fusarium pseudograminearum CS3096 is the source of this 1137-nucleotide messenger RNA. RefSeq lists its product as uncharacterized. NCBI's taxonomy places the organism in Eukaryota, Fungi, Ascomycota, Sordariomycetes, Hypocreales, Nectriaceae. Gene Ontology annotation, biological process: hydrogen peroxide catabolic process; response to hydrogen peroxide. Gene Ontology annotation, cellular component: cytoplasm; peroxisome; mitochondrion. The record is from RefSeq and is a predicted model, not a curated record. Bases 1 to 1137 code for a protein of 378 amino acids. The transcript is spliced from 2 exons. Gene Ontology annotation, molecular function: catalase activity; heme binding.
AUGUCCAUCCAAGUCGUUCCUCAAACUACCAUUACAGUUGGCCUUACCAAUGAUGCUACGGACCACAAGUCCCAUGCGUGUCUGAAUGAUGUGUGCCACAAGCCAGAGCCAUCGAAAGAUGAGUUACCUCAACAUUUGGUCACUGCGAUGCAGGGAAUCUUUGGAAAGCAUCCUGGCUAUCGAACAACCCAUGCCAAAGGUAUUCUUGUGGAAGGAAGUUUCACGCCAACAGAGGAAGCUAAGAGUCUUUCCACGGCCGUUCACUUCAACAAUGCCUCUACCAAAGUCAUCGCUCGCUUUUCAGUUGGUGGUGGCCUGCCUCGUGUCUCUGACGUAGCCGAUGGUGCUACUCCCAAAGGUGUCGCCAUUCGGUUCCAGAUCGAUGAUCACACACACACAGAUCUGAUCGCCCACUCCUUUAAUGGAUUUGCAACCCGAAACGGAGAAGACUUCUUGACCUUCCUCAAACUUUUUGGAAUGGAUGGGUAUACUGAAGCUAUGCUCAAGAAGGCCCAGGCUGCAGACGGUGACAUCUCCAAAGAAAAGAAAGACUAUGAUCAAGCUCACGCAGCCUUUGUGACCUUCCUUGGAAACCCCGAUCACAAGUCAGCCUUGGUUUUUGUCCAAUCUGAAAAGCCCAACCCUCACAACUACGGUACCAUCACGUAUUACGAGCCCAACACUCACGUUCUUACCAACAAAGACGGCAAAAUCACCAAUGUCAGGUACCGUCUUGUUCCUGCUGAUGGAGAGCACCUAUACCCCAACAAGACUCCCGAGGAUAAGCAAACGUUAGCAAAGCUUGGGAAUGACUACUUGGAGGACGAUCUCCGAGAGCGAUUCCCGAGCAAACCACUUGUUCUCACUAUUCAAGCACACAUUGCGGGCCCUGAUGAUGUCCUGGAUGACGCUACCAAGCCGUACACGAGUGAGGAGUACGUUACUGUUGGUAGGUUGGAGAUCAACAAGGUCUCGGAUGACAACGCUGCUCAACAACAGCAUAUUUCAUUUCAUCCGAACCCCGAGAAGGGAGGUAUUCAGGGAAUCAAGUCUUCAAAUGACCCCUUGAUUCAAGCGAGAAAGGGUGUCUACUAUAUUAGCUCGGAUCAGCGACGACACGAGACACAGUUGGAGUAG